UUUCCUUUUCCCCUCCUUUUCAUCCAAACAGAGCCUUACCUGGACCCACUAAAACUUCUGGUCAAAAUCUCACACAACAACUACCGGAAAAACCUCCUCCACCGAUCCAAAGCCCCUACAAUUAACACCGUGUUUGGCUGUUUGUUUGUUUGUAUUUUUUCAAAAAUCUCAUCAACUUGAUGGAGUCAAGUUCGGAGUUGGUGAGAUCGAUUGAAUCGGUAUUAGGAGUAUCAUUAGGAUCGAACAGCGAUACGGUAUUAGUGAUACUUACGACGUCGUUUGCGGUAAUUGUAGGGUUAAUUGUAUUGUUUUUAAAGAGAUCAAGUGACCGUAGUAAAGAAGUGAAACCUGUUGUGUUUCCUAAAUCAUUACACGUGGAGACUGAAGAGGAAACUGAAUUAGAACCUGGUAAAGUUAAGGUUACUGUGUUUUUUGGUACUCAAACUGGUACUGCUGAAGGUUUUGCUAAGGCUUUAUCAGAGGAGAUAAAAGCAAGAUAUGAGAAGGCAGUUGUGAAAGUUGUGGACAUGGAUGAUUAUGCUGCCGAUGAUGAUCUUUAUGAGGAGAAACUGAAGAAAGAAACGGUUGCAUUUUUCAUGGUGGCAACCUACGGGGAUGGCGAGCCAACUGAUAAUGCUGCAAGGUUUUACAAGUGGUUCACUGAGGGACAAGAACGGGGUGCGUGGCUGCAGCACCUUACCUAUGGCGUUUUUGGCCUGGGUAAUCGCCAAUAUGAACACUUUAACAAGAUUGGGAAGGUGAUAGAUGAACAAUUUAGUGAACAAGGUGCAAAACGUCUUGUGCCUGUUGGCCUUGGUGAUGAUGAUCAGUGCAUUGAAGAUGAUUUUGCUGCCUGGCGAGAACAACUAUGGCCAGAAUUGGAUCAAAUACUUAAAGACGAGGAUGAUGCAAAUUCUGCAGCCACUCCAUAUACAGCUGCAAUUCCUGAAUAUCGUUUGGUUAUCCAUGAUACCACGACGAGUCUUGAGGAUAAGCAUGCAAGCAUGGCUAAUGGAAAUACGACAUAUGACAUCCACCAUCCAUGCAAAGUAAAUGUUGCUGUUCAAAGAGAGCUUCACAAACCUGAGUCUGAUCGCUCAUGUAUACACUUGGAGUUUGAUAUAUCUGGCACUGGGAUUUCCUAUGAAACAGGAGAUCAUGUGGGUGUUUAUGCUGAAAAUUCUGAAGAAACUGUUGAGGAAGCUGCGAGAUUGCUGGGGCAGUCAUUAGAUUUAGUAUUCUCUAUUCAUACUGACAAGGAGGAUGGUACAGCUAUUGGAGGCUCGUUACCCCCACCUUUUCCUGGUCCUUGCACUCUGCGUGCUGCACUUGCUCGUUACGCAGAUCUUUUGAAUCCUCCGCGGAAGGCUACUUUGGUUGCAUUGGCUGCCCAUGCAGCUGAACCUAGUGAGGCAGAAAAGCUCAAGUUCUUGGCAUCUCCACAGGGAAAGGAUGAGUAUUCUCAAUGGAUUGUUGCAAGUCAAAGAAGUCUUAUUGAAGUGAUGGCUGAGUUCCCUUCGGCGAAGCCUCCCCUUGGUGUAUUUUUUGCAGCAGUUUCCCCUCAUUUACAGCCUCGAUACUAUUCAAUCUCGUCAUCUCCUCGAUUUGCACCUGCUAGAGUCCAUGUAACCUGUGCACUAGUCUAUGGUCCAACUCCAACUGGCCGAAUUCAUAAAGGAGUGUGUUCAACUUGGAUGAAGAAUGCAGUUCCUUUGGAGAAAAGUCACAACUCCAGCUCUGCUCCCAUUUUCAUUAGGCCAUCUAAUUUCAAAUUACCGGCUGAUCCUUCAACUCCAAUUGUCAUGGUGGGUCCUGGUACUGGUUUGGCACCAUUUAGGGGAUUCCUGCAGGAAAGAGCAGCAUUGAAGGAAGAUGGGGCUCAACUUGGUCCUGCUUUGUUGUUUUUCGGUUGUAGGAAUCGUAGAAUGGAUUUUAUUUACGAGGAGGAGCUUCAGAGUUUUGUGGAUCAGGGUGUAAUAUCAGAGCUGAUUAUUGCAUUUUCAAGGGAAGGGCCGCAGAAAGAGUAUGUUCAACAUAAAAUGAUGGAAAAGGCCUCCCAGGUCUGGAAUUUAAUCUCCCAGGAGGGAUAUCUAUAUGUAUGUGGGGAUGCAAAAGGGAUGGCCAGAGACGUACAUCGCACGCUCCACACCAUAGUCCAGGAGCAGGAGGAGGCCGACUCAACCAAAGCAGAGGCUAUUGUGAAGAAACUCCAAAUGGAUGGUAGAUAUCUCAGGGAUGUUUGGUGAUCGUUAAGGCCUCGGUCCAUUUGUUUUACUUGUAGCGAGCUUGGCAAGGUCCUCUCAGUUGCUUCGAGUUCCAGCCGUAAAGAUUACAGUCUGUCUGGAUUUACUGCAACAUCUAAGUUUUGUCCAUUAUGUUCUUUAUUGCUCUUUCAUUGGAGCAGAUACAUAUUACCUUUAAAAUUCUGAUUAAUUUUUUAUAAGAGAUUCAGUAUUGAUACAAAAACUUUUAUAUGUAGUUGGUUAAAACAAAUCCCAAAUUAUGUUGUAAUCUGUACGAAAGGCUUCUGUAAGAAUAGCUGUACAAAUGAAGGGCGGGUAGAAUAAGUGUGUUGGUACA
Molecule: messenger RNA, 2580 nt
Organism: Lycium ferocissimum
Lineage: Eukaryota; Viridiplantae; Streptophyta; Magnoliopsida; Solanales; Solanaceae
Product: NADPH--cytochrome P450 reductase
Exons: 18
Coding region: 180-2246 (688 amino acids)
Cellular component (GO): cytosol
Molecular function (GO): NADPH-hemoprotein reductase activity; FMN binding; flavin adenine dinucleotide binding
Source: RefSeq, a predicted model, not a curated record